Coffea eugenioides is the source of this 2040-nucleotide messenger RNA. RefSeq names its product transcription factor bHLH66-like. Lineage: Eukaryota; Viridiplantae; Streptophyta; Magnoliopsida; Gentianales; Rubiaceae. The record is from RefSeq and is a predicted model, not a curated record. Gene Ontology annotation, molecular function: RNA polymerase II cis-regulatory region sequence-specific DNA binding; DNA-binding transcription factor activity, RNA polymerase II-specific; protein dimerization activity. Gene Ontology annotation, cellular component: nucleus. Gene Ontology annotation, biological process: regulation of transcription by RNA polymerase II. The transcript has 7 exons. Bases 288 to 1688 code for a protein of 466 amino acids.
CAUUCCAUUUCCAAACACAAAACUUCUUCUUCACAGCCCUCUUCUCAUCUUCAAAAACCAGUAACAAGUAACAACAACCCUUUCUUUCUCCAUCACUUGCCACUUCCUACUAUUUCUCGACUUCUAGUCUCGUAGCACAAUUGACAACUAAAGUCCUCUCUCUCUCGUCCCGAGUGCCGAAAAUCAUCGUAUAGUAGAAAAGAAAGAAGACCAAAUCACUGCUAGCUUAAGUUCUCUCGUUAUUCGUGACAUUUAAGGUUCAAGAACUUCUCCUACGUUUACAGAAAAUGCAACCCGGUAGUAGUAGUAGCAGAGAAAUGCAAGCCAUGAAUUCCCUCCUUAACCAACAACUCCACGACCUCCAAAACGGCCAACAGCACCACCACCACCACUUCGACUCAACGACGUCGUCCCACGACGACUUCCUCGAACAAAUGCUUUCUUCCAUCUCCAGCUCUUCCUGGCCUGCUCCUGACCUUAUUAAAACCCAGCCCCCCUGGGACCCUUUGUCCUCGGCUGCUGCUUCCCAGACCCCUCUGGGUUCUCUCGAGGACCAGUCGGUUUUGUUGGCUUCUAAGCUCCGGCAGCACCAGAUCGGCGGCGCCAAAGCUUUAAUGCUUCAUCAACAGUUAAUGCUCCCUCGGGGCCUCGCCGGAAAUGGCCUCAGAUCCCCUCCUGGCCCCAACGGCGGCCUCUUGGCCAUGCCGCUGAAUUUGGCCGGUAACGGCGAUCAGAAUGAAGUCAUCGUUGAUGGGUCCCCCUUUAAAUCUGCUAAUCCUGGAAAUGAUGCAUCAGUUCAAGCUCUGUACAACGGAUUUACUGGAUCUCUUGGUCAACCCUCUACUCAGCCUCAGCAUUUUCACCACCCUCAGGGCGGAGCGAUGCAAGCCCAAAAUUUUGGAGCUCAGGCGGCCCAGGCAAUGAACCAGGCCGCGGCAAGCGGUUCAAUGGGAACCGCCGGAGGAGGAGGGAUGGCGGCGGCGCAGCCACGACAGCAGAGAGUGAGGGCCCGGAGAGGACAAGCCACGGAUCCACAUAGCAUUGCUGAAAGAUUACGUAGAGAGAGAAUUGCAGAGAGAAUGAAGGCUCUGCAGGAACUGGUGCCCAAUGCAAACAAGACGGACAAGGCUUCAAUGCUGGACGAGAUCAUCGACUAUGUCAAAUUCCUCCAGCUCCAAGUCAAAGUUCUGAGCAUGAGCAGAUUAGGUGGUGCUGUUGCCCCCCUCGUUGCUGAUAUGUCUUCUGAGGGAGGCGGUGACUGUGGGAAUGGAAGGAGCAGUAACGGAACACAAACGGCGUCAUCAUCUAACAACAACAAUAAUGAUAGCAUGACGGUAACGGAGCACCAGGUGGCUAAGCUAAUGGAAGAGGACAUGGGAUCGGCUAUGCAGUAUCUCCAGGGUAAGGGGCUCUGCCUCAUGCCUAUUUCUCUGGCUACGGCUAUUUCUACGGCCACGUGUCACUCCAGGAAUCCCAUGCAUCCCGGUCUCAACGGCAAUGGCGCUAACAACCCGCUCCUGGGGCUGGGAGGUGGAGCCAACGGUAACGGGGUUGGUGAAGCCGGUGGGCCCUCAUCUCCUAGCAUGUCGGUGUUGACCGUUCAGUCAGCCACGAUGGUUAACGGUGGUGGCGGACCUGGUGGCGAGCCCUCUUCCGUCAAAGACGCGGCUUCCGUUUCCAAGCCUUGAAAGUUGGGAGUCGUAACGGCGUUGACUGUUGACUGACCCUUGUUUAGUGGAGAAAGACUGCACUGUGUUUGAUUCGAAGUUUGAAACUCUCGUCGACGGCCGUCAAGUCUACCCAAAUGCGUAAGCAGCACGACGCCGUAUUUGGAUGGACUUGGCACGAGGAAGCGAAGCUUAACUUGAAGCUAACAAAAGUACAGAAGGACAGAUCCAUCUAAAAUUCCAAAUGAAUUCCUUUUUCUUUUCUCUUUUAAUAUUUUUUUUAUAAGUUCAUGCAACUUAUUGAGAAUUAUGUCUUUUCUUUUUUUCUUUACAUUAAAUAUUGGUAUGAUCAUGUGCUGGGCUUUUUUCCUAA